AUGUUUACCGACGAUCUCUUUAGCACCCGGAAGUCAACUACCGAAGAAGCUAUAAAGAAUCAAACCGACGUAGCGUUGAUCCAUGCGCAGCAGCUCUUCUCUACUAAAGCCAAACACUCCAAUACCGUUUUCUCGCCAGCGUCGAUCAGCGCCGCACUCACUUUGGCGGCCUCUGGUCCAUUCGAUUCUUUAGCCUCCAAGAAGAUCCUCUCCUUCCUAGGCUCUUCUUCAGUCGAAGAGCUCAACGCCGUCUUCAGCGUAGUCUUUGCGGACCAUAGCGCGAACGGCGGUCCAAAGAUCUCGUCGGUCAAUGGCGUCUGGAUCGAGCAGUCGCUACCGAUUGAUGAUUCAUCGUUCAAGGUUCUCUUUGAGAAAACCUUCAAGGCUACUUUCGACCGCGUAGACUUCCGAUCAAAGGCUGAAGAGUUGCGGUUGGAAUUGAAUACAUGGGCAUCAAACCAUACCAAUGGUCUCAUCAAAGAUCUUCUUCCUCAUGGAUCCAUUACAGAAGAAACCGAUGUCGUUUAUGGAAACGCAUUGUACUUCAAAGGUCAAUGGAAAAAACCAUUCGACAAGUCCUAUACGAGAGACGGAGAGUUUCACCUUGUCGAUGGAACCUCAGUGUCUGUGCCAUUCAUGAGCAGCAACAAGAACCAAUACAUAAAGGCUUACGUUGGUUUGACUUACGAUGGUUUCAAGGUCCUCAGGAUACCUUAUCGACAAAGCCAUGGUGAUACCGAUCGAAUCUCCCCUUAUCGACAAGGCGGUGAUGAUACCAAUCGGGGUUUCUCAAUGUAUUUUUAUCUCCCAGACAAAAAGGAUGGAUUGGACGAUCUUCUGACGACAUUGGCAUCUACUUCUGGAUUCUUGGAUAGUCACGUUCCAAUAGAGAAAGUUCUUGUUAAUAAAUUCAGAAUCCCAAAGUUUAAGAUCGCUGAUGGAUUAAGCGGUGAAGAUUUGGGAUUUAGCGGAAUGCCCUUGCACCAUAAAGCUUGUAUUGACAUCGAUGAAGAAGGCGCUGAAGCUGCUGCUGCCACUUUUACAGGUUUUGAUGGGGGAUGUUUUGCUCCUCCUAAGAUGAUAGAUUUUGUGGCAGAUCAUCCAUUCUUGUUCUUGAUUAGCGAAGACACAACUGGAACUGUUUUGUUCGUUGGUCAGAUCUUUGAUCCUUCCCAACAAUCUUCUUAG
Molecule: messenger RNA, 1188 nt
Organism: Microthlaspi erraticum
Lineage: Eukaryota; Viridiplantae; Streptophyta; Magnoliopsida; Brassicales; Brassicaceae
Source: the annotation of a GenBank genome assembly